This is a messenger RNA of Protomyces lactucae-debilis, 552 nucleotides long. RefSeq lists its product as uncharacterized. The record is from RefSeq and is a predicted model, not a curated record. Bases 1 to 552 code for a protein of 183 amino acids. NCBI's taxonomy places the organism in Eukaryota, Fungi, Ascomycota, Taphrinomycetes, Taphrinales, Protomycetaceae. The transcript has a single exon.
AUGCAUCGGUCGUCAACAUUCAACAAGUACGAUGCUGUCUACCUUGCCACAGGGUUCAGCAAGGAGUCACACUGGUGGGCAGAUUGUGCAGACCUUCGCGGCACAAGACCUGAGCUUGUACCAUCGCAUGGCGCAGUCUUAGCGGUACAUGCCAUCAUCAGCGGCCAACCGCCUUCAAAUCAAGUAUCUGGCAUGCUGAGCGAUUGCCAAAGGCUGCUCAGCGAGUCUGAUCUUCUUGAUUUGCUCAAGCUGUACCCUGGUCUGCGCAAGCUGCGUCUCAUGGCGGUUCGGCAAGCCACGCUGACCUUCGAGGACAAGCGUGACCUGCGCCGAGUGCUCAAGCUCCAUGUGCCUCUCAUCCAAGGACCUCACUUCGCUACCACAUUCGAGACCCUGGAUGAUGCCGAAGAUGUAAAUCCAAGAAGCUCUGGGUCAGCGAAGACGAAGGAUGAAGUCAAGGCAAUGGUAGUGCGUUGGCCUACUGGCGCCUUGCUCAGCCCUAAGUUGAACAGCGGCGAAACCGCAAGACUCGGGGUCGAGGUCAUUCUAUAA